CAUCUUAACAAUACAAGAGUUCGCUGUUCAACAAUUUCGACCGAUUAAUUUAGUUUAUUAUCUGCGCAAUCCUUUUAUUAUUUUUCUACAUGCAAUCCCUUGCUUGUGAUUUCAGAAAAUUGUAAUUCGCUUCUCUUUUAUUACGGUUUCGCCGUGUACCAUAAAGUUUCGUUCGUGCAGUCUUGAUGUUCUAAAAGUGAGCUCCCUGUUCUGUGAACCCUUCUGUGAUCCAUUGUGUGGAUAUCUAGGCAAUAUUUUUACAGGUGCAGUAGUCAUGUCUUAGCAUUCAGCUUGUUGCGUGUUCAGACACUCUUUAAUGUUCCCAUAUUGGCAAGUUCUUCCUAGCGCUUCUAUUCUAAUAUUGGAGGAGAUAUGCCGGCAGUACCAAGACCUGGUAGCCUGAAAGAUCCAGAAAUAGCAGACCUUUUUGACAAGGAGGAUCCAGAGAAAAUAUUUGAAGAUCUUAGAGAGAUCGGCCAUGGAAGUUUUGGUGCUGUUUAUUAUGCAAGGUGUCUCCUCACCAGAGAGGUUGUCGCUAUCAAGAAGAUGUCUUACCUCGGGAAGCAGAGCGUGGAAAAAUGGCAAGAUAUCCUGAAGGAAAUAAGAUUUCUGCGCCAACUCAGCCACCCAAAUACGAUCGAAUACAAAGGCUGCUUUCUUCGUGAUCACACAGCAUGGCUGGUGAUGGAAUAUUGUUUGGGCUCAGCUAGUGAUAUCAUAGAAGUGCACAAGAGACCUCUUAAAGAAGAAGAAAUCGCGGCGAUUUGCGAAGGUGUUUUACGUGGUCUUCACUAUCUCCACUCGCUUGGCAGGAUACAUCGGGAUAUCAAGGCUGGGAAUAUUCUACUAACUGAAAAUGGAACCGUCAAAUUAGCUGAUUUUGGUUCUGCCAGCAUUAAAUGUCCCGCCAACAGCUUUGUAGGAACACCAUACUGGAUGGCUCCUGAAGUCAUCUUAGCAAUGGAUGAAGGGCAGUACGAUGGGAAGGUGGAUGUAUGGUCUCUGGGAAUCACAUGCAUUGAACUUGCUGAAAGGAAACCACCGUACUUCAACAUGAACGCUAUGUCGGCACUGUAUCAUAUUGCCCAAAACGAUACACCUGUUUUGCAAUCACCAGAUUGGUCCGACACUUUUCGGCACUUUGUCGAUUCGUGUCUUCAAAAAGACCCCUUUGAAAGACCCACCUCUGGCAAACUAUUAUCGCACCAAUAUGUAACCAGGCAAAGAUCGCCGCACGUUCUAGUUGAUUUAAUUCAUCGCACCAAAGCCGCAGUACGGGAUUUAGAUAAUCUUAACUAUAGAAAAAUGAAGAAGAUUUUGAUGGUAGACAAUUGUGAGACUGAGAGUAAUGUUGGAGAUCCAGAUGAUACACCAGACGAACAAACUGGAGGCGACAGUAGUAAAAGUAAUUCAAUUACAUCGGAACACUCGAUACAUUCAAUGGGUGUCAGCGGCUCAUCGCAGAGCAGUUCUACGAAUAGUUUACCCCCUGCUGCUAAUGCAAAUCACACAGGCGAUAACCUCAAUUACGAUUUGUCCUCUAUUCGUCUCAGAAAUAAGGCCUCAAAUGCAGCAGCACUGGCUGAACAUGGUGUACCUAACAAUUUUGCAACCAUUAGAACAACAUCUAUUGUCACCAAACAACAAAAAGAGCACAUGCAAGAGGAGAUGCAUGAACAGAUGACCGGAUACAAGCGUAUGAGACGAGAACAUCAAGCAGCUUUAAUCAAGUUGGAAGAGCGGUGCAAGAUAGAAAUGGAAAGUCAUAAGCAGCAGCUAGAUAAGGAGUAUGAAAUGUUACUCCAACAAUUUAGUAGAGAAUUAGAAAAGCUUCAAAUUAAACAUCAACAAGAACUAGAUAGACGGCUGAAACAAAACAUAGCAGCGGAGAAGAAACUGCAGAAAGAAAUCUCUGCUCGGCAAGAAUGUGAUAGGAAGGCUUUCGAUGCACAGAAGAAGAAAGAAUACAAAGCGAACAAAGAAAGGUGGAAACGUGAGUUGAGCUUAGAUGAGGCGACCCCAAAGCGCGAACGUGAUGCAACGUUACAAAGUCAUAAAGAUAGUCUAAAACAAUUAGAAGCUCAAGAGGAACAACGGCUACUGAGAGGCCAGAAGGAUUACCUUGAGUUAGAAUUGAGAAAGCUUGGCCGGAAAAAAUUAACAAGUUACCACAACCUCGAGCAAGAACUACUUAGAGAAGAAUUAAAUAAAGGUCAGCAACAGUUAGAGCAAGCUCAUGCAAUGUUGCUGCGUCACCAUGAAAAAACGCAGGAGCUGGAGUAUCGGCAGCAGAAAAAUGUGCACGCCCUCCGAGAGGAGCAGGUCUUGCGUCAACAUCAAACUGAACUUCAGAACCAGCAAGACUACAUGCAGCGCGCUGAAAGAGAACUCCGGAAGAAACACGCACUUGAGUUGAAACAGCAGCCCAAGAGCUUGAAACAAAAAGAAAUGCAGAUCCGCAAGCAGUUUAGAGAAACCUGUAAAAUUCAGAAUUCCCAAUACAAAGCACUAAAAGCUCAAAUUCUAGCUACAACAGCCAAAGACGAACAAAAAGCUGUCAUCAAAAAGUUAAAGGAUGAACAGCGGAGGAAGUUGGCACUGCUCGGAGAUCAGUAUGAGCAGAGUAUUGCUGAGAUGCUCCAGAAACAAUCCAUAAGACUGGAUGAGUCACAAGAGUUGGAGUGUCAUCAUCUGAAAGAACGGCUUCACUACGAACUAGAAAUUUUGAUGGCCUACCAGAGCAAGAACAAAAUGCAGGCAGAAGCACAGAGGAACCGUGAGAGGAAAGAAUUGGAGGACAGAGUCUCUGUGAGGAGGGCGCUCCUUGAGCAAAAGAUGGAAAUGGAAACACAACAGUUUCUGCAAGAUAGGCAAGAAAGAAUCCAAGCCUUGCAUGAAAAACAAGAGAGAGAAUUGGAACAUUUUGAUGAGGAGUCUGCUCGUUUGGGAUUCAGUGCAUUAGCAAUAGCGGAAGCAUCCAAAGAAAGCUAUCAAGAUGAGGAUAGCGUCUGUGGUAGCAUGUUAAGUCUAGCACAUAGCAAUAGUUCUACAUCAUUCCCGGAACAAAGCCUUUAGUUGUGAGUUUUGGGUCUUAUAUAAUCUCGGAAGAUCAGUUGUACAUUUACUUUUAAGCAUAGGAUUGUCUUUGUAUAAAACCCUAGAAAAAAAUGACUGACUUUUUAACUUAACUAGGCUUUUAAAUUGAAGAAACUUAAGGCAACUUAAGACCUAAAACUCAUUUUAACAAUUGUAUAGUUUCGCUUUCACUUGGAUGCUGCAUAUAUUUGUAUAAACUUUGUUUUAACAUCAUGACUGGACAGCUAUUCAUCAGCUUGAGAAACCUUCCUAGUCAAAAAAUAUAGGAGCAAACAUAAGUUGUUUCUUAUUCUUUUGUAUUGUCAUAGGAGUGAAGUUUGUUACACAUUUUUUUGUUUAUUCAUUAUACCUUGUUCAAAUAUUCCAAAGUAUUUGUUUUAAGUUGAUUUUUCCUCUUUUUUUCUCUUCUGACACUGCUGCCUCAGAAGUUGUGAAUGGGCGAGUUUCCUUUUAGCUUCCUCUAUUGAGGCUCAUUUUCUUGCAGGUUCAAAUUUGGCGGUCCCCUUCAACCAGAAGUUUGCAGAAUUAAUAGGGUGCCUUUGUAAUCGAUUUCUGCAUUUUAGAAAUCAUGACUGUCAUGAAGUGUAUGCAAAUUUUUUUCAAAACCUCAUUUUUUUGCGGGAAAAGUAUAUUCUCAAUCGCGAUUUGUAGAAGAGUUCAUAAGUUAGAAAGAAAUGUCAAAAGUUACCUUUGGGCAAUAAUUGCCAUCAGAUUUUUGACCAGAUUCACAAAGGUUCAAUUCAGCAACCAAGUCACUCAGAUAAUUUGCAUUGAUCAGGUUUAGGAGAAGUUUAUUUCGUUUCUCAUCGCCUAAAAACUUAAAUUAUGAAUGCUUGUGGGAGAAGUAACAAAGGUGUUCUUCAACUAAUUAAUUAUAUUAAAGAGUCUUUAUCAAAGAAAAUAGCCCAAGAAACUCUGAAUGAUUCAAAAUUAGAAUUUCGCUGCUUUCUAUCUAAACCUUGAAGUUUUAACUAUCACGUAAUUUUAAUCAUUCGAACCCUACCUAUUUUUCAUGUAUGCUUCUUCAUCGUGUGAGAGUACGUUUGGGCGUGCAACUUAAAAUCCUAACCUGAUGACACAAUUGUGUAUUUUGUCUAAUUCAAAAGCCUGAUCAACAAUCCCAGGAUAAUCAUCUUAGCCUGCUUGUAAACUUUUUGCUUAAAACUACCUAUUCAAAAGUGAAGCAGGUUCUUAUCUGUUAACCUGUGCUUUUUUAAAAAAACAGAAAAGCCAUUUCAGGAUCUUUUCAAAGUCCUUAGACCAAAUGGAGGUCAGUAAAGACUAAUAUAUUUAACUCUCGAGCUUUUCCUAUUCAUUUAAGUAAAGUUUUAUGAGUGGACAUUCAUAUAUCAACCUUUGUGAUGUGCCUAAAUUUAACUCGGUGCAUUUUUUCUUUUUCAAAGAAGAAUGAAGGAAAUAGUUGUGAUUUUAUUACAUUGAAAAUUUAGCUGUGUGUCCUGAAAUGAAUCUGACCUGUGUGUUAACUAUGUAAACUCUCUCAGUUGCUAUUAUCACCCAUAUUUUAAACUCAUUCAUGUUGCUCUCGAAGUGUUUUUUUUUUAAAAUUUUCUUCUAUAAUCUCUCAUUGCCUUGCUUUUUACGUUAAAAAUAAUCAUGUGAACAUUUUCUAAAAUUAAAUAUUAUCUAAAUGAUGUAAUGAACGGUGAAUUUCGGCAAAAUUUCUUAGAUAGCGCUAAUUUAUUUAGCAUAAUCCAUUUUUCUUGUAUUUAGUUGUUGCAAAGUUUCCCAGUAAGUAUUCAAUAAAAUUUUUAUUUUAACAGCCGAUCUGUCCUAUGUAUCAAAUUAUGCAAAAUCAAUAAUUUUUUGUUUUUCAUAUCAUCCAACUUCUAUUUUUUCACCUUAAAGCACACAAUUAUCAAGCAGGAGUUUUCUUCCUCUCUGCAAGAACAAAUGCUGAUUCGUGCUUCCCUUUAUGCUUAUGAUUUUAAGCAUCCUUUUCUGAAGUAAACAUUUUUAAUUCCAGUCCUAGUGCAAUGUUACUUUUUUAUUUGCUGGUAACAAUCAUUUGUCAAAGGUAUAUCAACCUUCUCACAUGUAUGAACAUUAUAAAAGAGCCAAUUCUAUCUGCUUCAGUUGGUUUUUACAUCAGCAAAGGGAAAAAAUUUAACCUCAAAAUUUAAUGUGAUGAAAGAAAAACAAACUGGAUGAGAUGCAUCAGAAAUGCAUGUCAAGAGUAACAGAGAUGAGAACACGGUUUUGUUUUUUCAAAUGGGUAAUGGACUGAUUCUCUAAUACCUCUCGUUAUUUUUUAUUUGCUGCCUCCAGUGAUUUUAAGGUAAUCGAAAUUUUUAUCACUCUUAAGGUCUGUUCUACAUUGCAUUGUGGGCGGAUAUAAGUCUGAUAACAGUCUGGUAUUUUUGUGUGAGAGCAGCAGCUGACACUUAUCUGUUUGGAUGAAUAUGAACAAUCGUCGACCAUUCAAACACAUUCUUUUUUUUAAAAAAAAUUGUGGUGUGUAGAAUAGUGUUUGCAGUGCAGAUCCUUAAAGUUUCUCCUAAUAUACACAUUUACACUCAUACUGCAAAAAGCAAUAAUAAGCAAGAUUUCUUUGGUUACUCAUUCAACACAUUUUCUCCAGAUUGUUAAAAAUUAUUGUUCGAUUGCUGUCCUUUUUAUCUGUGUCUCUUAAUUUAUUAGCAUACUGAGACUACGAAUUAUGGAUACCAAUUUUAACUCUUGUAUUAUGUAAGUUCAAAAUUGUAUUUGUAGCAUGCACAUACAUAUAUAUACCACAAAUCUAUUCUAAUGUGUUAAGGAAGAACGCUGCAUGAGCUUUGGGACAUUGCCAUAUUUCCUUCGAUAAAAAUGUCAUUUUUUGGAGAAACUUACGAAUACUUUUUUCCUAUUUUGCACGGAAUUUCAUUCCCAAUUUAAUCAAAAUUUUCCAAAAAUUUCAAGGAAAAUAUCUGUGACUUCCCUAAAAAAUAAAUUUCUUAUUAGGGGAAAUUAGGCAGCAUUAAUAUGUUCAUACAGUGUUUUUCCAUAGCACAGAAGUAUCUACCCUGGCACCCAUUGAUGAGCAGGAUUAAGUAUAACUGACUCUGUGGGUUUUUUUUGAAACCCGAAACAUUAUGAAAUUUUUCCAGGGAAAAAAUAACAGAAAAAGUUUUGAAUUAAGUACUCUUCAUCCCUGCUCAUAAUUUGAAAACAAAAGAAAAAAUCAUGUCCAAACCAGACUGAAGGAUAGAAAUGUAUUAUUUCUCUUUGAUAGUCCAUUUUAUUAAUGAUCAUAAAAUAUGGCCCAUUGCAAAAGAUCAUAUCAUUACCAUGUAAUUAUAUGAAGGCUGUUCCAGGCAUUCCUUCAUGUUUUUUUUCUCUUUGCUUUUUACUGCUCAGUUUAAGGAAGUCCCAGAUUAGACAUCCACAAUUUAAAAGCUUUCGUAGUUUUAAUCAGCCACUAAAAUUAGAAAAGCAGAAAUCAUCAGCGGUGAGAAUGAAGUUUUCCCUCUUUACAACUCUGAUUUAAAUGCAUAUUCACUCAUCUACUUUGAGCCAGUAGUAGACAUUAUAGAAUAAGGGUCGGUACUACGUGAGUUUUUGGACUUACAGGAGUUAUCAGAACUGCAUUCUAAUGAUAUGUUCUUUCCAAGAGUGAUCUGCAUAUUCAAGUAUCAUUGCAGUUGUAGUAUUGAUAGCUCCGAAAGUAGUCUACGAGAGUCUUGGUUUUUGUGUGGCCUGCAAGAAUUGCCCAUCAGACGAUCACUACAAAUAUAAUCAUACUUAUUAGGAGGAGUUGAGAAAGAAAACUUGAGCUCUCAAGAUUAAUAACGCACUCAGAAUAUAAAAGCUUUCAAAUAUUAGUAUUUAACCGGGAGGUAUUAGUCUUUUACAUCAGCAACAGCCCUAUGUACCUUCAUUAGUGUUCUAAUUUAACGGAGCCCCAUGCACCAAAUUAGCCAAAAAGUAUGACUUGCCCAAAGUAAGGGGUGCUGCUCUAAAUAGGGGCACCUAAAACAUUUUUGGAGACAAUUCCUGCUCAUUACAACAUUUCCGGUAUCAUCAUCACACAUUUUUCAUCUGAAAAAGUGGCCAAAUAGAUGGUGAAACUCCCAAAUCAUGCAUCUCGAUUUACAACGUUGCAGACUUCCUAUCAUACCUUAUCUUUUAAAUAGAAAACUGCUCAACGUCAGUUCUCAUACACUUCCAUGUUUUUCCUCUCUAUGUGAAGCAAAGUCCAAGAAAAUUCAAAGGAAUGAUAUUGAUUUGUUCUCCUUUUAAAAAAAUGAAACAGGAGCAGAGAUUUUUAGACACUGCAAACGAGAUAAUUUGUUUGGGAGUUCUACCGUCGAAAUAAUGUUUAAAAUUCUUAAGCAUCGACACACUGAUCUUCAUCAGGGCAAUCAAACGAGCUUAUAGAAAUACUCCCAAUCGCUGCGGAAUUGCUUGAAUUUUAGUAGAUUUUUUUGCUUAUUCCUAAUUUUUUAAGUAACCUCUCUUUUCUGAGGUAUUGCAAAUUGCGUUGUCCUGAAAGUUUUUCGGUUAGGAUUUCUACAUAUUGCCUGGACUCACUUCAUUUCACAAUUACUAAUUAUCACAGGAAUUAGUAUGUUUUUGCUUUCAGCUAUUUUGUAAAAAAAAGUUGUCCCUUUUUUGGUGUGAGUUAAGCUUCUAAUUGUCGAUCAGACUUUUUUUUUAGUGAACCCUCCUACCACCUACUUACAAUUAGUUGAGAUGAUUUUCUCCUCCUGCAACGUCAGCCUGAAUACAGAUCAAGCUACUGUUUCAAAAGAGUUUCAUAAUAGUCUAAACACAUUCUAUUAAUGGACCACCAGACAACGUGCCAAUUUAAAUAUUUGCUAUUAUGUUUUUAAUCAAAAUUUCAUUUAGACCACGAUUUUUGCAACAAAAAUGAUGAAAGUAACCCCAAACUAAGACAUAGACGUUUUUUCAGGCCCAAAUGAAAACUUCCAGUCCACAAGAAAACUAAAGUCUACUAGAGUUUAAUCGCACACUGAACGUCACUGCAACAGUUUGUGUGGUAUGAAUAAGUAUCAACCUUCAUCCCAGCACUUCAGCUCAGCUGUUGCAUAUUGUGUACACUAUGAGUAACACUGAGUGGUGCUAAAACUGUUGUAGUGUGCGAUUUGAUUCAUGUAGACUCUGGUUCUUCUUGCAAGCGAAAACUUCAAAUAUUUCAUAUUCAGUGUCUAAUAAAAAUGCUGAUAUUUUGGUCAGGAGUCAAUUUCAGUCAUUUUCGUAUGUUCUACGUGAAAUUUUCAUGAAAAAACAUAUACUAAUGCUUAAAUUUGUACCUUGGUUAGAAUCCAUUGAUGAAAUGACAAUAUUAAGCAUUCUUAUUUAGUAAUAAUUAUGUCUUCCUCUGGAGCCAUGUGUUGGAAGGCAGAAAAUUCAAUGCAAGUGGAUUUUAGUCAAAGUGGAAGUUAUUGAUUUCACUUCUGCUUUGCUAGUGAUGAUUGGAGAUGAUGCCACGACAGAAAUCGAUCAAUUUGCAUAAAUUUUCACAUAUUUUUUUAAUUCGUUUUUCACAUCUACAGCUGUAGAGAUAAGCUAUGCAAACAAUGGCUGAGAAACAACUCGUGAUCUUUGUCAUGAAUAUUUUUAACUGCUAAAUUAUUAUUACUGCUCUUGAGAUUGUUGUCACUUAUUUUCAUUUUGUUAGAUUUUGUAUCAUAAAUAUUUAAUGUCUAUUUUUAUUUAUUAUUAUUUUUAUCGGCAUCUUAUUUUUUCCUUCAAGUGUAUAAAAAUUUUAAUUUCAUCAAAAGUUUUAGGUAGCAUUCUAAACCGAACCCAGUUUACACUUAGUACAUGUGUAAUUUAAUAUCUAUCUUAAACCGUAUGAAUUAUUAAAUUUUUUACUAGCUCCCUUUUUCAAAAGUA
Bemisia tabaci is the source of this 8955-nucleotide messenger RNA. RefSeq names its product Serine/threonine-protein kinase Tao (gene Tao). Gene Ontology annotation, molecular function: ATP binding; protein serine/threonine kinase activity. NCBI's taxonomy places the organism in Eukaryota, Metazoa, Arthropoda, Insecta, Hemiptera, Aleyrodidae. Gene Ontology annotation, biological process: protein phosphorylation. The record is from RefSeq and is a predicted model, not a curated record. Gene Ontology annotation, cellular component: cytoplasm.